AUGUGCAGAAAGCACAGUAGGCCCACUCCCAGAAAACACAAUCCACGUGUACAUACUCCAGGCUCAUGCGCAGCGAGGGUUACAGUCCUUGAUUGAGUUGCAGGUAGACUAUUGAACAAGUG
Messenger RNA from Geodia barretti, 122 nucleotides. NCBI's taxonomy places the organism in Eukaryota, Metazoa, Porifera, Demospongiae, Tetractinellida, Geodiidae. The record is from the annotation of a GenBank genome assembly.